AGCUGGUCACACUGCAAAAGCACUGAUUCACUUGGUUUGUUUGUUUUAGCUGCGAUAUCUUGAUAUGGUCUUGGUAUAUUAGAAGAUCCAACAGGUGAUCAAGAUGUCAGAGGUGCGCAUUAGACCGCGCCAGGUGCUGGUGCUGAUCAUAGUGUUCCUGGUGGUGCUGAUGAUGGUCCACCGGAACGGGAAGCGCACCUGCCAGGGUCCGGACUACCUGCAGGCCAUGUACGCACAACAGCAGGCGGACACGUUGCCUACGAUUUACGCCAUAACGCCAACCUAUUACCGUCCCGCCCAGAAAGCGGAGCUAACAAGGUUAUCCCACUUGUUUAUGCUGCUGCCGCACCUGCACUGGAUCAUUGUGGAGGACUCCAAUACCACAACGUCACUGGUAAAAAAUCUAUUGCAGCGCGCUGGGCUGGAGAAGCGAUCCACGCAGCUGAACAUCAAGACGCCGCCGGAAUUCAAGCUGCAGGGCAAGGAUCCCAAUUGGAUCAAGCCCCGGGGUGUGGAGCAGCGCAAUCUGGCGCUCUCCUGGCUGCGCAGCCACGUCGACGUGGACCGGCACUCCAUAGUGUUCUUCAUGGACGACGACAACUCCUACUCCACGGAACUGUUUGCCGAGAUGAGCAAGAUCCAGCGCGGCCGUGUCGGGGUUUGGCCCGUGGGCUUGGUCGGCGGUUUGAUGGUGGAGAAGCCUAUCCUCAACGAGGAUGGCACCAAAGUGACGGGCUUUAACGCCGCCUGGCGACCCGAGCGUCCCUUCCCCAUCGACAUGGCCGCCUUUGCCAUCAGCAUGGACCUGUUCAUUAGGAAUCCCCAGGCUAUCUUCUCGUACGAGGUGCAGCGAGGUUACCAGGAGAGCGAGAUCCUGCGGCACCUCACCACACGAGAUCAGCUUCAGCCCUUGGCCAAUGCUUGCCGGGAUGUGCUCGUCUGGCACACCCGCACCGAGAAGACCAAACUAACCGCCGAGGCGGCCCUGCAGAAGCAGAACAAACACUCGGACGCCGGCAUGGAGGUGUAACCGGGAGACCGCCUCGAUCCCCGCUAGCUGUACAUAAGUAGCCAACUUCUCAGUCCUCCUCGCCAGCCCUCCUAAGAACGUAGUGAAUUUACUUAAUGUGUUCGUCUGCGCACUAUUCUGGAGUGUCGAUCGAUCCAAUCCGCCAGAGAAUUUAGCAACUUUAAAGCAAAGAGUGCAAUAACUAUAUAUCCUAAGUAAAAAUAUCCUAUUCUUACACUUAAUUUCAUGCGAGUUGUUUGGUUGCCUGGCUGUAAUAUCCAAAAAGACGCUCCCACUCUCCUAUAAUGUAUUAGCAAGUUUCCUCAUCUUUAUUUUAUUAGCUGUACGAUGCUCAAAUCAAAGUUGUAACAUAUCUGUGUAAAGUAUUUAAGAACGUUAGGGAGGAUUCUUUUGAAGCGAUAAUGUCACCCCAAAUAAGUUAGCUUAAUGUACCUCAUUUCAAAUGUUUAUCAUUUAAAAGAAACGUAUUGUUUUUAAAGCUUUUAUUGAUCUUGUUGAAAUACUCGAAACAUAAUGUCUAGUUUCUGUAGAGCUUGCAUAGUUCUUUCCUCCAACUAUAAGCUUCCCAAUUGUGCCUCCUGUUCUAAGCAAAUAAAACGAAUUUCCGUUUAAAAUUAAAA
This is a messenger RNA of Drosophila bipectinata, 1650 nucleotides long. RefSeq names its product Glucuronyltransferase I (gene GlcAT-I). NCBI's taxonomy places the organism in Eukaryota, Metazoa, Arthropoda, Insecta, Diptera, Drosophilidae. Gene Ontology annotation, molecular function: galactosylgalactosylxylosylprotein 3-beta-glucuronosyltransferase activity. Gene Ontology annotation, biological process: chondroitin sulfate proteoglycan biosynthetic process; carbohydrate metabolic process. The record is from RefSeq and is a predicted model, not a curated record. Gene Ontology annotation, cellular component: Golgi membrane.